UGAUUCUUCCAGGAUCAAACCAGCAUUGCAUAGCCCCUCCAGUCUGUAGAUCAUCAUCACUGUGUGGAAAUGUGGAUCAAUGGAGUGGUAUCCGUCUGAUUGCCAUGACUGCACGUUCUUUACAUCCUUUAGCUGAUGAUAAGCCCUCAAGAUCAUCUCCUCUGGUGGGCUCAAGGAGCCCCAUUCUGACCCUGCACUGCUUUACAAGAGAACAGCUACCACCAGUGACCUGCAUGAUAGUCUAAGCAUCACAGAAAGUUUGAGGUACUUGAAAAAAACACCUCCUGUCUCAUCAGUUUUUCAGGCUGCUACUCUGUACCCUACAUCUCUUUGUGCUCAGAUUGACCCAGCACAACCUCACCAAUAAGUCAGUGCAAUGUAUGAGGAUUUGCCCUUGCACCAAGAACAAGAUGAUUAAUCUACAAGCAACGAAGGUUGAGUUUGCAUCGGAGGCUUCGUUUGAGGUCUGCAUUGCAGAUUCCAUCAAAAAUAUAAAUACUAACACUAUAGUCAAUGGUUUCCAUCUGGCACCGUUAGUUUCAGUUAUGGGCCUGAACCGGUUCUUCUGUUCUUUUUGUUUUUCUGCUCUGUCAUAGGAGAAUCAAUAGCAGCAAUGUGAAUGCAGCCUAAGAAAAACAGUGAGAAAAAGAAGGUUAUCAGUGACUGACACACAGGGUAAAUCAGCACUUCUAGAAAAAGUAAUGGCUGCCUUUCUACCGCGUGCAGCUAGAGGGCGCUGCAGGGAGCAGAAUGUCCUGUAAGCAGCCAUUUCACAAUGCAUUACCAGCUCAGGAUUCUGCAUCUCUCCCUUCCUGUUUUGAGAGCAGUGUAUUGUGAAAGCCUACUGAGUGACUGGCAGGGGGAAAAUCCAGACUUUGGUUCCAUAUUUCUACCCUGAUCCUGGAAGCAUUCUGUGCCUGAGCCUGAUACAGCUUGCAGAAGAAGGGAGCCUUGCAAUUUUGGGGGGGUCUACCCCCCAUUUGACAUUUCAUUGCUCAUGGCUGAGACUAAAAUCAUCUACCACAUAGAUGAAGAAGAAACCCCUUAUCUGGUGAAACUGCCUGUGUCUCCUGAAAAAGUCACCUUAGCAGAUUUUAAAAAUGUCCUCAGCAACAGACCUGUGCACAAUUACAAAUUCUUCUUCAAAUCUAUGGACCAGGAUUUUGGGGUGGUCAAAGAAGAGAUUUCAGAUGACAACGCUAAGCUGCCGUGUUUUAAUGGAAGAGUGGUGUCCUGGCUGGUUUUGGCAGAAAGCUCACACUCAGAUGGAGGCUCCCAAAGUACGGAAAGCCGGACAGACCUUCCUCCUCCGAUUGAGAGAACAGUUGGAAUUGGAGACUCGCGUCCACCAUCAUUUCACCCUAAUGCAGGCAGCAGUCGGGAUGGACUAGACAAUGAGACGGGAACAGAUUCUGUUGUAAGCCACAGAAGAGAACGUCACCGGCGGAAGAAUAGAGAAGCACAUGAUGACGUUCCAAGAAUCAAUGGGCACCCCAAAGUGGAGCGCAUGCGGGAGACUGGAGGAUAUGACAGCACGUCCACCGUGAUGAGCAGUGAGCUGGAGUCCAGCAGUUUUGUUGACUCUGAUGAAGACAACACUAGCAGGUUAAGCAGCACCACGGAACAGAGCACAUCCUCAAGACUUAUACGAAAGCACAAACGAAGACGACGGAAGCAGAAGAUGAGGCAAGUCGAUAGGUCGUCCUCAUUCAGCAGUAUCACAGACUCAACCAUGUCCCUAAAUAUUAUCACAGUCACACUGAAUAUGGAGAAAUACAACUUCCUGGGGAUCAGUAUUGUAGGCCAGAGCAAUGACCGUGGGGAUGGGGGAAUCUAUAUAGGAUCCAUUAUGAAAGGUGGCGCUGUAGCUGCAGAUGGACGAAUUGAGCCUGGAGAUAUGCUUCUACAGGUUAAUGAUGUUAAUUUUGAGAACAUGAGCAAUGAUGAUGCAGUUAGAGUUUUAAGAGAAAUUGUAUCCAAACCAGGACCGAUUAGCCUCACUGUAGCCAAAUGUUGGGAUCCUACACCAAGGAGCUACUUCACCAUUCCAAGAGCGGAACCUGUGAGACCGAUAGACCCGGCCGCCUGGAUCACUCAUACCUCAGCCCUGACGGGAACAUACCCCCGUUACGGUAUGAGCCCCUCCAUGAGUAUCAUCACAUGCACCAGCUCCUCAUUAACAAGCUCUAUACCUGAGUCGGAAAAACUGGAAGAGUCUCCUCUAUCUGUGAAGAGUGACAUGGCAACCAUAGUGAAAGUAAUGCAACUGCCAGAUUCAGGGCUGGAAAUUCGAGAUCGUAUGUGGCUAAAGAUUACCAUAUCCAAUGCAGUCAUUGGUGCUGAUGUCGUAGACUGGUUAUACACUCACGUAGAAGGCUUCAAAGAGCGUCGAGAAGCUAGAAAAUAUGCAAGCAGUAUGUUGAAGCAUGGCUACCUCAGACACACAGUUAACAAGAUCACCUUCUCAGAACAGUGCUACUAUGUAUUUGGAGACCUGUGUGGUAAUGUGGCAGCACUAAAUCUUAACGAUGGGUCCAGUGGUACGUCUGAUCAGGACACACUGGCUCCCCUCCCGCAGUCAGCUGCUCCCUGGCCUAUAGGUCAGGGAUAUCCCUACCAGUAUCCUCUAGCACCACCAUGCUUCCCCUCAACAUACCAAGAGCCAGGAUUCAGCUAUGGCAGUGGCAGUGCAGGAAGCCAGCACAGUGAAGGCAGUAAAAGCAGUGGCUCCAGUCGCAGCAAUAGAGAGGGAAAAAGAUCAUCCGGCCGAGAGAAGGACCGCAAGUCCACUGGCAGUGGCAGCGGAUCUGAUCGUGCCCCCAGCAGCGGAGGAAGAAAAAGUGAAAGGCCAGUGAGCCAACAUAGUCACCGGAGUCAUAGCUCAGUGCCACGUAGCGAACGCAGUCACCGCAGCAGCCACCACUCUCAUGGUCCCCCGGGUCUACCCCCACUUUAUAGCCUGCCAAAGAUUGGGAGCAAGGUGUAUGGAACCAGUGGACCCCCAGGGGGACCCCCUGUCCGAGAGCUUGGAAGUGUUCCCCCAGAACUGACCGGAAGCCGACAAUCCUUUCAGAAGGCCAUGGGAAACCCCUGUGAAUUUUUUGUGGACAUCAUGUGACAACCAAAGUGCCUUCUGAGUCAGCCACUAGAACCCCUAAGAAAGCUUAGAAUUUGAAAAAUUCCUUAUAAAAAAAGGAUUAGCACUGCCAUAUCCAGCUGCCAAGCCAUAACGAAUGGAAGAACUGAAUGCAGCUCCACUGUACGAUGAGAGAAGGUUUUAGAUGUACAGGUCUGUAGCACAUUUUGGAGAGGUCCUCUGAAAAAGACACAAGCCUACUAAUGUCCAUCGUCCUGCCAUUUUGAGUAACCCUGGGUGGUUGCAGAGUUUUAAGUCUUAACUGCCCAAUGAAUUCAAUGGAAGUGUAUACAGUUUGGACAUUCCUCAAAAAUCUGCACUUUCUCUUAGGUAGUUAAUGGCCAAAAAAGUAUCCCUGGUAUUGACCAUGAAUACUGUGAGCGGUAGCAGCUCCUCAUGAAUACCAUGAUGUUUUAAAGGGGCUCUGCUGAAAUAUGAUAGUUCAAAUAACAGACCAGUAGACAUGAUCACACUCUGGAGAAGGGGAUUGUCCCAUCCAUAUGAAAGGAGUAGGUACAUGCUGUAAAUCCCUAUGGAUAUAGCCCAAGAUUAUGGACAGGAUAAACAACUCCUUUCCUUGAAGUUGUGAACCUGGAAAAUUAGCACUUAGGGUACUUUCACACUUUGGGCAGAGUAUUCCGGCAGGCAGUUCAGUCGCCGGAACUGCCCGCCGGAUCCGCCAAUCCGGACGCAAACUGAUGGCAUUUGUCAGACGGAUCCGG
This is a messenger RNA of Bufo bufo (common toad), 3858 nucleotides long. RefSeq names its product dishevelled segment polarity protein 1 (gene DVL1). Bases 998 to 3118 code for a protein of 706 amino acids. The transcript is spliced from 17 exons. The record is from RefSeq and is a predicted model, not a curated record. Gene Ontology annotation, cellular component: cytosol. Gene Ontology annotation, biological process: canonical Wnt signaling pathway; intracellular signal transduction. NCBI's taxonomy places the organism in Eukaryota, Metazoa, Chordata, Amphibia, Anura, Bufonidae. Gene Ontology annotation, molecular function: frizzled binding.